AAAUCAGAAUGACAGCACAUGGAAAGCAUGUAUGACAUUUUUCCAGAGGAUGCAGAUGGGGCCACCUACUUGUACAAGGGUUGGCCGGCCUACCUGUAGGCCUGUAGGACCCCCCCAAAAAAGCACUGCUGCCUCACAAUUCAGAACACUACAGCCAUUGAGUGGCUGGCCGGAACAUGCCAAACACAUGCUGACAGCGGCCAGGUGUUUGGUGAAAUGGGCAUUCCGGAGCCUUGGGUUUGGGUUUUGGCUCGAGAGUGUUAGCCUCUCGCCGGUUUGGAGUCUCAAGGAUGGGCUUUUGUCUAGGUCCUAUAUGGGUAGGCCAAGUCGUUCAAAGUGAAGAAGGCUUGAGAACGCAAGACUGAGACUUCACAGACUGAGGAGGCGAAGAUCCGCAAGGCUUUGGUCAUCGGAGACUGGACGAAUUUCGAGAAAGCCUUCGAAGCAAUGAUGGAGUCGUGACAGCAUGUGACAGCUGAGUUCCUCCAGGUUUGGGUGACCCUGGAUCCAUCUCGAUCUUUCAUGGAGCUGGGGCAUCCCACCGUGAAGCACUCUUUGGGACGGCACAUUGAGGUGGUUGAUCGCGCUGACAGCGGCCAUCACGAACGACCUUUCUUUAAGGAGACCGAAGUUUAAACCAUGUGGUUUGAAGCCCGCUUUGAAGCAGCCGGGCAGGAGCAGGUGUUUCGCUUCAUCGAUGGAAAGCUUUGCUCAGAAACAGAAGCCAAAUCUCUUGUAACGCAGCUUGCAGACCUGGACCUGGAGUAUGUGGCGAACAGCUUGAGGAUGGAAAGCGUCCACAUCCAACUUGCUACUACCGCUUCGAGAUGUGAAUGUCAGCGCAAACAGAAGUGGCGGCCAUUGCUGAGGCCCAGGAUUUGGAGCCACCAGAUGACUUCAUGUGCUGUGGUGAGGUGGCUGCCUGUGUUUUGGCCGGUGGACAGGCGACGCAGCUUGGCUUUGAUGGGCCGAAAGGCUGUUAUGAGAUUGGCCUGCCUUCGAAAAAGCCCUUGUUCCAGAUCUUCGCCCAGAGCUCCUGUGACGAACAACGACCGAAGGGGAAGAGAAGAGAACUUGGUGCGCCUGGUGCGCUUCGUUUUGGUUCCUCACGUGUUGUCACAUCAUGUUGUUCCAGUCGAAGGCACCUGCCAAAAAAUCAACAUCGAAGAACAGUAAAUCGAUGCCUCUCAGAAGUGUGAGAAGGACACCAGCGAGGUCACCCUGUUUGACCCCGUGAGAACCCGAGAGAACCUGUGGACCUCGGAUGACCCCAUAGAAACAUUUGCCGUAUGAGGGCUUCGAUUUUUGCAGGGCUCCUUGCCACAGUCUCACGGUUGACGGUUGACUUGCUUUUGGAACGCCAGAGCUGCAGGCUCACAGGUUGGUCGCCUUUGUAUUGCGUGGUUGCUUGCAUUCUUUUUUGUGUUUGUUUUGCAUUUCUUUGUCCCAUUGCAUUUCCCCGCUGCAAUCUUUCUUUGGGAUAUUUUUCAUGGUUGCUUUCGGUGCAGCGAGCCUAUAUACAAGUGGGCAACACAAACAUAGUUAGCUCCAAAAGACUUGCCUGACACCACAAACUGGCAGAAUGCAUGGCAACAACAGGAUUCGUGUUGGCGUGUUGGCAAUCAUUGGCAUGUGGAUUGUUCUCAUUUGAGUCUGAGAGUUUGAUCUCGAGCUGGGCCUUACCACUUUCGGG
Durusdinium trenchii is the source of this 1693-nucleotide messenger RNA. NCBI's taxonomy places the organism in Eukaryota, Dinophyceae, Suessiales, Symbiodiniaceae. The record is from the annotation of a GenBank genome assembly.